AUGGCUUUAGACUCAGGGUCACCAACGGGUGUUGGACCUUACUAUGAAAACCACGGAUACCAGCCAGAGAACUUCUACCCCCUGCAGCCCCCUGCUGCUCCCGGUGCCUACCCAGCAUACCCGGCCCAGUACUAUCCAUCCCCCGUGCCCCAGUACGUCCCGACGGUUCUGACGCAUGCUUCGACACCCGCCAUCCACCAGCAGCCCAACCCGCCAUCAGGGACUGUGCGCACCUCAAGAACCAAGAGAGCACUCUGUGUCACCUUUGCACUGGGGGCCAUCCUUGCUGCCGUGGUGCUGGCCGCCAUCCUGCUCUGGAGGUUCUUGGACAAGUGCUCUGGCUCAGGAGUAGAGUGUGGCUCUUCUGGAACCUGCAUCAGCGCCUCGAACUGGUGUGAUGGCAUCUCACACUGCCCCAGCGGGGAGGAUGAGAACCGCUGCGUGCGCCUCUACGGACCCAACUUCAUCCUGCAGGUGUACUCGGCCCCGAGGAACUCCUGGCACCCCGUGUGCUGGGACAACUGGCGCGAGAGCUAUGCACGGGCAGCCUGCGGAGACAUGGGCUACAAGCAAAGUUUUUACUCCAGCCAAGGUGUGGUGGAUGACAGCGGUGCCACCAGCUUUCUGAAGCUGAACACCAGUGUUGGAAGUACCGACCUGUAUAAGAGACUGUUCCACAGCACUACCUGUUCUUCAAAGACAGUGGUGUCUUUACGCUGUAUAGAGUGCGGGGUCACCUCCAGUAUGACCCACCAGAGCCGGAUCGUGGGGGGUGAAAGCGCCGCCCUGGGGGCCUGGCCUUGGCAGGUCAGCCUGCAUGUCCAAGGCGUCCAUGUCUGCGGAGGUUCCAUCAUCACCCCCCAGUGGAUCGUGACGGCUGCGCACUGUGUGGAAGAACCUCUUUCCAGCCCAUGGUAUUGGACAGCCUUCGCGGGGAUUUUGAAGCAGUCUUCCAUGGUAUAUGGAAGUGGGCACCAAGUAGAGAAAGUUAUUUCUCAUCCAAAUUAUGAUUCCAAGACCAAGAACAAUGACGUUGCUCUUAUGAAGUUGCAGGCACCGCUGACCUUUAACGACAGAGUAAGUCCUGUGUGUCUGCCCAACCCGGGCUUGAUGCUGGAGCCCACGCAGACCUGCUGGAUUUCUGGGUGGGGUGCCACCCAAGAGAAAGGGAAAACCUCCAACGAGCUGAAUGCAGCCAAAGUGCCCCUCAUCGAGACCUGGAUAUGUAACAACAGAUACAUCUACAAUGACCUCGUCACUCCUACCAUGAUCUGCGCAGGGUACCUGGAGGGAAACAUCGACUCCUGCCAGGGUGACAGUGGAGGUCCUCUGGUCACUUUGAAGAGCAGCGUCUGGUGGUUGAUUGGGGACACGAGCUGGGGAUCCGGAUGUGCCAAGGUGAACAGGCCAGGCGUGUAUGGAAACAUGACAGUAUUCACAGACUGGAUUUACCAACAAAUGAGGGUAAUUUCCCCCACAGCUCCUCCUCCCUGA
Messenger RNA from Loxodonta africana (African savanna elephant), 1494 nucleotides. RefSeq names its product transmembrane serine protease 2 (gene TMPRSS2). The transcript is spliced from 12 exons. Gene Ontology annotation, cellular component: membrane. NCBI's taxonomy places the organism in Eukaryota, Metazoa, Chordata, Mammalia, Proboscidea, Elephantidae. Gene Ontology annotation, biological process: protein autoprocessing. The record is from RefSeq and is a predicted model, not a curated record. Gene Ontology annotation, molecular function: serine-type endopeptidase activity; protein binding. The coding region runs from base 1 to 1494 and encodes 497 amino acids.